CCGGGUCCGGGGACCCAGGUGUCUGGCCCUUUGUCCCCUCCAAACACCCAGUGCCUAUCAUGUUCCCUUCGGAAAUGCAGCAGCCCCGUGGCGCUCUGGACCCGAGACCUCAGAGGAAUCCCAAGGAAAGGUGGAACUAGGGUUGGCCUUGGGGGAGCUUUCUCGCCCGCCUAUUUCGGGAGGGAAAUGAAGGUUUCCAUGGUUACCCCCGCCGCGCGUGACGUCAUCGUUGAGGGCUGCGGGGCGUGGUUUGGGAGGCAGCGAGCCGUUUGGUUCUCCGAUUCCAGGGUAACUGGAGAGCUUUUGAAACUAAAAAAGGCCCUUCACAGAGCAGAAGUGGGGUUCUGAUAAUACAUUUUAUCUCAAGAUGACAACAGAAUCAACGAAAGCUGCAUCUCAGGACCUUCAGCAGGAUGAAGGACUUCUGAUAGUGAAGAUAGAAGAGGAAGAUUUUGUCUGGAGGCAGGACACUUGCUUACAGAGAAGUGAUCCCCUCAGGCAGGAGCUGUGCCGGCGGCUGUUCAGGCAGUUCUGCUACCAGGACUCCGCUGGACCCCGUGAGGCACUGAGCCGGCUCCGAGAGCUCUGCUGUCAGUGGCUGAAGCCAGAAACCCAUACUAAGGAGCAGAUCCUGGAGCUGCUGGUUCUGGAGCAGUUCCUGACCAUCCUGCCAGGGGAUCUACAGGCUUGGGUACAUGAACAUUACCCAGAGAGUGGAGAGGAAGCAGUGACCAUCCUGGAAGAUCUAGAGAGAGGCACUGAUGAAGCAGUACUCCAGGUUCCAGUCCAUGGACAUGGCCAGGAAAUAUUCAGGAGAAAAGUGGCACCUCCUGGACCAGGACCUAGUGUCCAGUUUGAGCCAAUGGACCCCAAAACCCUUCAUGUUUCUUCGGAACCUCAGCUCCUGCUGGACUGUGAUAAUGAGAGUGAAAACAAUGGAUCCAUGCCAAAGAUGGACAUUUAUGAAAAAAUGGAAUCACAGAGAAUUAUAUCAGGAAGAAUUUCAGGAUUUGUGUCAGAAGGAUCUGCUGAGCCUCAAGACAUCUGUAAAUCUGCAGGCAGGAUAAAGAGGCAAUGGGAAAAAGAAUCAGGGGAGUCUCGGAGACCAUCAUCUGCUCAGGAUGGAGGUUUUAGUAAAAUCCUCACCCACAAAAAUAUACUUACAGGUGAAAUAAUAAGCCAUGUUGGAUGUGAGAGAAGCUCAAAUCUAAACUCAAAUGAAUUUACACACCAGAAAUCUUGUAAGUACAGUACUCAUGACCAAAGUUUCAAAUGGAAUUCAGAUUUUAUUAAGCAUCAAAGAAUUUGUGCUGGAGAAAAAAUUCACCAAUAUGGAAAAUCUCUCAAGAACCCAAACCUUACAAAACAUGCAGCAGUUUUCAGUGGAGAGAAAACACAUCAGUGUAAUGAAUGUGGAAAAGCUUUCAGACAUAGCUCAAAACUUAUUAGGCAUCAGAGAAUCCACACUGGGGAGAGACCCUAUGAAUGUAAUGAGUGUGGGAAAGGCUUUGGGGGGAGUUCAGAUCUUAUUAGACACCAGAGAAUUCACACAGGAGAAAGACCCUUUGAAUGCAAAGAAUGUGGUAGAGCAUUUAGCCUGAACUCACAUCUUAUCCUGCAUCAGAGAAUUCACACCAGAGAGAAACCCUAUGAAUGUAGUGAAUGUGGGAAAACCUUCAGAGUGAGCUCACACCUUAUUCGACACCUGAGAAUUCAUACUGGAGAGAAACCGUAUGAAUGCAGUGAGUGUGGGAGAGCCUUCAGUCAGAGCUCUCAUCUUAGUCAACAUCAGAGAAUUCACAAGAGGGAAAACCUAUUAAUGUAAAGGACUUAAAAACUCAUAUGGAAAUGCCAAGGAAAUAGUAAAACAUGAAAAACAUCAAAUAAAAUAAAUAUUGGG
This is a messenger RNA of Phacochoerus africanus (Common warthog), 1900 nucleotides long. It is a transcript of the gene ZNF165, whose product is annotated as zinc finger protein 165. Lineage: Eukaryota; Metazoa; Chordata; Mammalia; Artiodactyla; Suidae. The record is from RefSeq and is a predicted model, not a curated record. The transcript is spliced from 4 exons. Gene Ontology annotation, biological process: regulation of transcription by RNA polymerase II. Gene Ontology annotation, molecular function: RNA polymerase II cis-regulatory region sequence-specific DNA binding; DNA-binding transcription factor activity, RNA polymerase II-specific. Bases 368 to 1825 code for a protein of 485 amino acids.